This is a messenger RNA of Habropoda laboriosa, 1307 nucleotides long. RefSeq names its product mannose-6-phosphate isomerase (gene Mpi). Gene Ontology annotation, molecular function: mannose-6-phosphate isomerase activity; zinc ion binding. The transcript is spliced from 6 exons. Gene Ontology annotation, biological process: GDP-mannose biosynthetic process; carbohydrate metabolic process. The coding region runs from base 96 to 1307 and encodes 403 amino acids. The record is from RefSeq and is a predicted model, not a curated record. Gene Ontology annotation, cellular component: cytosol. NCBI's taxonomy places the organism in Eukaryota, Metazoa, Arthropoda, Insecta, Hymenoptera, Apidae.
CCUCGUUCUUUCACUAGACUUGUAGUUUGCAUAAGUAGUGUCAAAUAGUUAAUAUUACGAUCACGUUCGCGUUUUUUUAUUUAAAUAUUUUUAAAAUGGAACUUAAAUGUAAAAUACAAACUUAUGAUUGGGGAAGACAUGGUAUUAACAGUACUGUUGCAACAUUGAUGAAAUCUGCCAAUCCAGAUUUUGUACUAGAUGAAAAGAAACCACAUGCUGAGCUAUGGAUGGGUACACAUCCCAAUGGUCCUUCGUACAUGAAAGAUCUAAAUAUAACUUUGGAAGAAUAUAUAAAACAAAAUAAUGAAGUAUUAGGCAAUAGUGUUCAACAAACUUUUGGUUCUCAUUUACCAUUUCUUUUAAAAGUUUUAUCUGUGAAUAAAGCAUUAUCGAUUCAGGCACAUCCUAAUAAGAAAAAAGCAAAGGAGUUGCAUCAACAGUAUCCUACUAUUUACAAAGAUGCAAAUCAUAAACCUGAGCUUGCAAUAGCAUUGACACCUUUUGAGGCUCUCUGUGGCUUCCGUCCAAUUAGGGAGAUAAAAGAAUUUUUGAAAGUUCUCCCAGAGUUACGUGCUGUAAUAGGAGAAGAUAAGGUACUGAAGUUUAUGACAACAGAUGAAGCAGGCAUUACAAAAGCUUUGAAAACAUGUUUUCAUAGUCUUAUGACCUGUGAUCCUGGAUUAAUAGCACUACAACUUAGAAAAUUACUUGAUAGAUUGUCCAAUUUAGACGAAUCAUUAAGGCAAACAUUACAUGCUAGUUUGCUGGAAAGACUGUACUCAGAUUACCCAGGAGAUGUAGGAUGUUUUGGCAUUUAUUUUUUUAACUUUAUAACAAUGCAGCCUGGUGAGGCUAUAUAUCUUGGACCAAAUGAACCACAUGCAUAUCUUUCUGGUGAUUGUGUGGAAUGCAUGGCAUGUUCUGAUAACGUGGUUCGUGCAGGAUUGACUCCUAAACUAAAAGAUGUGCCAACAUUAGUUGAAAUAUUAACAUAUACUUGUGAACCACUUUCUGCAAAAAGAUUUCAACCUUCCCGCGAAGACGAAUGUACAGAAGUGUUUCGUCCUCCUGUAUCAGAUUUUGCUGUUGCUAAAAUUACAAUUCCUCUUGGAAGAUCUUCAUAUAAUAUAAUUCCCAGAAGUACAGCUAGCAUUUUAAUUAUUAUAAACGGGAAAGGUGAAAUUUCAUCGUCGAAAAUUCUUUAUCGAGGCUCUGUUGUAUUUAUCCCGGCAAAUGAAAAAGUCGGAAUCAAAGUUUUAUGCGGAUGCCACCCAAUGUUGAUGUUUCAAGCUUUCGUAAAUGUUUAA